Messenger RNA from Vitis vinifera (wine grape), 1275 nucleotides. RefSeq lists its product as uncharacterized. Lineage: Eukaryota; Viridiplantae; Streptophyta; Magnoliopsida; Vitales; Vitaceae. Gene Ontology annotation, biological process: retrograde vesicle-mediated transport, Golgi to endoplasmic reticulum; intra-Golgi vesicle-mediated transport; intracellular protein transport. The coding region runs from base 91 to 585 and encodes 164 amino acids. The transcript has 4 exons. The record is from RefSeq and is a predicted model, not a curated record. Gene Ontology annotation, cellular component: COPI vesicle coat.
UCACAUCUUGUAAUUUCUGGAAGCCUUGCAUCGAAGUGGGAGAGAGAGAGAGAGAAGACAGAGAGGGAGGGAGAUCCAGAGAGAGCAAACAUGCUGCUGGCGGUUCUAUUCGCCAACUCAGAAGGCAACAUAUUAGUCGAACGAUUUAGUGGAGUCCCAGCAGAAGAACGGCUGCAUUGGAGAUCUUUCUUGGUUAAAUUGGGAGCGGACAAUCUUAAAGGCGUAAAAAAUGAGGAGCUUCUUGUUGCUUGCCACAAAUCAGUGUAUAUCGUUUACACGGUGCUCGGAGAUGUCAGCAUCUAUGUUGUGGGCAAGGAUGAGUAUGAUGAACUUGCUUUGGCAGAAGUGAUCUUUGUUAUAAUCUCAUCUGUGAAAGAUGUCUGUGGGAAGCCUCCAACUGAGCGCCUCUUCCUUGAUAAGUACGGAAAGAUAUGCUUAUGUCUGGACGAAAUUGUUUGGAAGGUGAGGGGAUGCAUCAAAUUUUUUGCAACCUAUAAAGGCUUUUGUCUCUCUACUAUCAGUACUAUAAGAAUCACACAUAACUCUGUUCAGCAAAGAAAUAAACAAAUAAACAUAUUAACUUAGCUCUGGAAUGCUCUCACUACUCAAUCCCAAUUCCACGAUGGAAACCACUGAGGAAUCUGCAAAUUCCCAUGGAAUUCAAUGGUGAUUCCUACAUCUUUCAAAAUAAUGUUCCACCAAUCUCGUAUCAGUUAGUAAAAGCCUAUGGCAUUUGUCAUCCUUAAAACAAGGGUAACUUUGUGAAAUCUCUGGUUUAAUUAUCCAGUGUCAUAAUGGUAUUCUUUCAUAAUGUCUUACUUUUUACCCCUCUCAACACUUUAGGCAGCUAUGCCUUUUGGCUGCCUUUUAUAUUGCAUUAUGGUGCUGAGUAUUUUCUUGAUCCAUUUCUUGCCUUUAUUUUCUGAAGGGAAUGCUGGAGAAUGCUGACAAAGACAGAAUCAGGAGACUGACAAGGUUGAAACCUCCAACUGAGUUCUGAACUUGAAGCAUCUGCCCAUCAUCGGCCUAUAAGAAUAGCGCAUAGCAAGGCAUCUGUCUUUCAUGCUUGACAGCUAGAUUUUAUUUUCAGACCUGAAUUCUGGAUGAUCUUUUGUCAUUUGUCUUCAUGAGUGGAGACAAGUUUGUGUGAUCCACUGUGUGCUGAUUAAUGAGGAAAUACAAUGACUCAUAUUGUUUUGUGAUUUGGAAUUCCAACAGAAUGUAGACAUUUCGUAUGUGGUUUUUUAAAGAUUAUUAGAAACAAUUUCACUGAAA